GUGCAGUGCGCCUGCGCUGUGAGGCGGUGGUACCGCUGCCGGUUGUGGGUCUGUCAUGGGGACGGUGCUGAGGAGCGGGGUCCAGGGCCUGACCCUGACUCUCAGUCGGGGCCUGCACGGGCUGUCAGGCCGCGGCGGGAGGCUCAGCCCGGGCCCGAGGCUGGGGGCAGGCUCCGUGCGGCCUGCAGCCACGGUCUCAGCCGGUCUCGGGGAGGGGGCGAGUGCGGAGGCCGAGCACAGCCGCCGCUAUCGGAGCCACAUCCCCAGCAGCCGGCUCCAGAAACUGCUGCUGGCCUCAGGAUCCGCCUUGAUGGCUCUAUACAACCCGUACCGGCACGAUAUGGUGGCUGUACUGGGAGAAACAACAGGGCUGCUGGCAAUCCGAAAGCUGCGAGACAGGAUGCAGAACCAUCCUGAGGGAUUCCAGAUUCUGCAGGAGAGACCUCGGAUCAGCACGUCUACCUUGGAUUUGGUCAGCCUGAGAGAGUUACCUGAUGGCACAUUUGGCAGAGAGUACGUCCGUUUCCUUGAUGUUAAUAAGGUCACUCCUGACAGCCGGAUGCCUGUGAAGUUUGUUGAUGAUGAGGAACUUGCCUAUGUGAUUCAGCGUUACCGUGAAGUACAUGACUUCAUGCACACACUGCUGGGCAUGCCCACAAACAUUCUCGGUGAGGUUGCAGUCAAGUGGUUUGAGGCACUGCAGACUGGUCUGCCUAUGUGUAUUCUGGGAGCUAUGUUUGGUCCUCUCCACCUGUCUGCCAGGAAUAUCCAGGUUUUAGUAACAGACUUAAUCCCGUGGGCUGUACGGUGCGGCAGGACAGCUCAGUGUAUGAUGAACUUCCACUAUGAGAAUCGAUGGGAACAGAGUCUCGAAUCACUCAGAGAAGAGAUUGGGAUAUUACCCUGUCCCACUGUUCAAUCAUAACAUUGACGUGUUAGGAACACAGGAGUGAAUUUAAUUGUGUGGAGACAGCCUUAUGAUACCCUAAACUCCAGACAUCAUCGAAGGAGAAGUCAUUGAGCAGAGGUGACUGACCAUGAGGUGGGGACUGACCCCUUCCAUCCCAGCCCACGUAUUCAGGUCUAACACCUUCCAGAAACAGUGUAGACUCAUGACGGUGCGGUGACCCGGUCCCAGUCUUGGGCUUGUUUUGGACUUAGAAUAAGGAUAAUUAAUAAAUACAAGGGUAGGCCUCAAGCCUACGCUGCCAUCCUAAGA
Chiloscyllium plagiosum (whitespotted bambooshark) is the source of this 1219-nucleotide messenger RNA. RefSeq names its product coenzyme Q4 homolog (S. cerevisiae) (gene coq4). Gene Ontology annotation, cellular component: mitochondrial inner membrane; mitochondrion. The record is from RefSeq and is a predicted model, not a curated record. Gene Ontology annotation, biological process: ubiquinone biosynthetic process. Lineage: Eukaryota; Metazoa; Chordata; Chondrichthyes; Orectolobiformes; Hemiscylliidae.